AUAACCCUACUAAUAUUUUGUAAAUAUCUUAUAUCCGCAGAGGGAGAGAGUUUAUAUUUAAAUUUUUAAAUUAUAAAUUGUCAUUAAGUUCUAAUUGUGUUAUUAUUAUAAAAUAUUUAAUCUUUUACAUUUUAGAAGUGCACUAUUGAUUAAGUUAAAUAGUACAUAUUGAAGAGAAUGGAAUUUAUUAAAACUCCUAAGAUUGAAAAUGUGCAGAUGUUGGACCGUUAUUCAAAAACCCCUAGUAAAGGAACACUCUACCUUACAGCCACACAUUUAAUAUUUGUGGAUCCUGAUGCAAAAAAAGAGACUUGGAUUUUGCACAUGCACAUUGCCAGUUUAGAGCGUCAACCUUUGACUACAACAGGAUCUCCCCUUUUAAUAAGAUGUAAAACAUUUUUGUCGGUUACAUUUGUUAUUCCUAGAGAAAGAGAUUGUCAUGAAAUGCAUGUUACUUUACAAAGAUUGUCACAACCUGUUAGUAUUGAGGAUUUGUAUUGUUUUCAUUACACAUCAGGAAAUGAUAUUAUAAUGAGAAACGGCAAUAUAGACUCUUUUUCACUUGAAAAGGAGUAUCGACGCAUGGGAGUUCCAAACAAUUACUGGGCACUUACAAAUUUAAAUAAAAAUUAUGAGCUUUGUGAAACAUAUCCUACAAAGAUAUGUGUACCAGUAUCAGCCGCAUCCAAUAUACUUAUUGGGAGUGCUAAAUUUCGUUCAAAAGGUCGUUUACCGGUUUUAACAUACUUGCAUAAAAAUGGGGCAAGUAUCAACAGAUGUAGCCAGCCGCUGUCAGGCUUUAAUGCAAGAUGCAUUGAGGAUGAAAGUUUACUAAAUCAUAUUCUCACUACCAAUCCUGCAUCUCCUUUUAUGUUUGUGGUUGAUACACGACCCAAGAUUAAUGCUAUGGCAAAUAGGGCUGCUGGUAAAGGAUAUGAAAAUAAGGCUUUUUAUGAGAACAUUAAAUUCCAGUUUUUGGGGAUUGAAAAUAUACAUGUGAUGAGAAACAGCUUAUCAAAAAUUAUAGAAACAUGUGAACAAAAGAACUCUUCCAUGAAUAGUUUUUUGAGUGGAUUAGAGUCUAGUGGUUGGCUACGGCAUAUAAAGGCGAUUCUAGAUACAGGACGUUUUAUUGCACAAGCCGUAGAAGAUGGUGUUAAUGUUGUGGUACAUUGUUCAGAUGGUUGGGACCGUACAGCACAAGUUUGUUCCACGGCAGCCGUUCUACUCGAUCCAUAUUAUCGCACAAUUGAAGGAUUUCAAGCGCUUAUUGAAAAAGAUUGGCUAGCAUUUGGACAUAAAUUUACAGACAGAUGUGGUUACAUACAAGGAGAGAAUAAAGAAAUUUCUCCCAUUUUUACACAAUAUUUAGAUACGACGUGGCAACUGAUGGUUCAGUAUCCUUCAGAUUUUCAGUUUAAUGAGAGAUUUUUGCUCACAUUACAUGAUCACGUUAUGUCUUGCCAAUUUGGAACAUUUAUUGGAAAUUCAGAGAAGGAGCGUCAGGAAUUAAAGUUGAAAGAGAGAACAUUUUCGUUGUGGAAUUACAUGAAUCAUCAGAUAAACGAAUUUAUUAACCCACUGUUUUGCAGAGAAAACACGACUGAUAUUUUAAAGCCUAAUUUAUGUCCCCAAAAUAUAAGAUUUUGGAGAAGUAUGUAUUGUCGAUUCGAAAAUGGGGUGCACCCCAGAGAGCCUUUAGGUGACCUUCUUUUAGCUACUGUUGAUCACAGUAACUCUUUAAAAGAUCACAUAAAAUAUUUAAAUAAGAAAAUCGUAAAUGCUAAAAACUUCAUAAUGGAAAAUUCGAAACGAUUGGGAAAACCAUUAUCAAAAUCUGUUAAUAAAACCGCAACGAUUGACGUCUCUGACAACAAAUAUAUUUACGAUAUUAAACAAAUAAAUUCAUCUGAAGAUUCUUAUCUUUGGAAAAAGACUGCCGAAGGGAUUAGCCCUUGUGAAGAAGCCCAUUCUAAAGUAGAAGAAUUGACAAAAAAUUUAGAUUCUGUGGCUCUUGAUUGGAAAACUCUAAGGAAUAUUAAAGAAUGUGGAUGUUCAACGCCAUUUGAUCAUUUUAGUAGAAAGAAUCAUUGUAGAAAGUGUGGAGAAGUAUUUUGCGUUAGAUGUAUUGACAAACAAGUAAUUCUUCCCGGCCAUUUAACAGAAAAAGCUGUACCUGUCUGCAGGCCGUGCUAUGACGUUGUACAAGAUACUUCAGAAACAUAGGAAUUUUUAGGAUU
Messenger RNA from Agrilus planipennis (emerald ash borer), 2240 nucleotides. It is a transcript of the gene Mtmr6, whose product is annotated as myotubularin-related protein 8. The transcript has 11 exons. NCBI's taxonomy places the organism in Eukaryota, Metazoa, Arthropoda, Insecta, Coleoptera, Buprestidae. The record is from RefSeq and is a predicted model, not a curated record. Gene Ontology annotation, molecular function: metal ion binding; phosphatase activity. Bases 178 to 2226 code for a protein of 682 amino acids. Gene Ontology annotation, biological process: dephosphorylation.